Messenger RNA from Mercenaria mercenaria, 2562 nucleotides. RefSeq lists its product as uncharacterized. The transcript is spliced from 4 exons. NCBI's taxonomy places the organism in Eukaryota, Metazoa, Mollusca, Bivalvia, Venerida, Veneridae. The record is from RefSeq and is a predicted model, not a curated record. Bases 1 to 2562 code for a protein of 853 amino acids.
AUGUUAGUAGUUGGAGCAAGUCGAGCCUUUGAAAACAUCAAUUCUAUGUGUUGCUCCAAGUCACCUUUUUGCAUCAUAUACACAAUUGUGGCAUAUGCUUUGGUAGAAGCAUCACAGAAACACAAAAGAAUAUUCCUGUUAUCACCUCCACUUACAAUACAUCGUGAACAAACAUUGAGAGAUAGGGCAAAUGGAUUAAUUAAACCAGAAGUUACCAAAUCAGGCCCUGCAACUUUGUUGUCAGCUGAAGAAGAGCAGACUAUCUGUGACCAUGUAAAGAAAAUUGUACUUUUUGGAAUAUUCAACAUUGACGAAACUGGUAUUACACCUGAACAUACACCACCAAAUGUUGUUGGUCCCAAGGGUAUGACAAUACCAGCUAUCUUCUCUGAUCACUCUGGAACAACCACAGUAAAUGCUUGUUGUAGUGCAACAGGUCAGCCUGUGCCACCCUAUUUUGUGUUCAAAGGUAAACGCUUCAGUGAAGAAUUAAUAAAGGGAGCUUUACCUGGCACUGGUGCAUACAUGCCACUACAAAAGUGUUGCUAUUGCAACAAAUAUCCCAGUAAAAAGUCUAAGCAGCCAAGGAGAGUCAUUGGUGCAGGAAACUCUCUGAAAACAAUUAAAGCAUUGACAAAGAAUGAAAAUGUAACAGAAAAGUCCUUUUUAUGUGACAGAUGCAGACGCAGUUUAACUACCACCAAUUACAAUCCUGCCGAAAGUAUAUCUGUUAAAUCUCCAAAGUUAGUUAGGUUAGAUAUUCCGUCAACCUCGUACUCGCACAAGGUUUGUGUUGUUUGUAAGAAGAAGGGCGAUGAGAGAAAUCGGUUGGUUGUUUUAAAGAGUAAGGCAAUCACUCAGGCAUUUGUGCAGAGGGAUUUACAUAUACCUGACACGUCCAGGUGUUGUCCAUUACACCUUGACACACACAAUUUUUUCACUGCAGAAGCACUCACUAUGCUGGUUGCAACAAAGUCAUUCAGUAUGUUUUCAAGGACAGACAUAGCUGACCUCCUUCAAAAUUCACGUAAUCUGUUUAUAAGUUCUUCUAAGGUAAACUUUGAUAUUCCUAGCUCUAUGACUGAUGAUUCAUACUUUGCACUCACAGGACUCAAUAAGAAUGACUUUCAGGAUCUCCUUCUUUCAAUUAAUCUUUAUAACACAGAGGUACGUUCUGCAAGAACAUGUUUGGCUGUUUUUCUUAUGAAACUUCGGACUGGCGUUUCUAAUCGGGUUUUGGCCUCGCUUUUUAAUCUGUCAAGGGCUCAGGUUCAGGGAAUCAUCAAUGCUGCUGCUGAUUCCCUUUUGAGGUACUUUGUUCCUGUUAAUCUUGGCUUCAACCAUAUUUCCCAUUCUGACUUUGUUGAACGCCACACAACUCCUUUGGCUAAGGAAAUCUUUACCUCUGAUCCCAGUCAAGCUGUCCUGGUGCUUGAUGGGACUUAUAUCUACAUUCAGAAAAGCCAGUCGUAUGAAUUUCAACGCAAGUCCUACAGCAUGCACAAGUCACGUUGUCUUGUGAAACCUAUGGUUGUUGUAGGAACAGAUGGAUAUUUUUUAAGUGUACUCGGUCCCUACUAUGCCAACGGCCGAAACAACGAUGCAAGCAUAACUGAGCAUCUUAUGCGGACAAACCUCGAGUCCAUUAACCAAUGGCUGAAAACCGGGGAUGUCUUUAUCGUUGAUAGGGGCUUCCGAGAUUGUGUUUCAUUUCUCGAGGACAAUGGCUACUCUGUAAAGAUGCCGUUCUAUCUCGCUAAGGGGGCAAAACAGCACACAACUGAGGAGGCCAACCUCAGUAGACUCGUUACCAAGGUCCGAUGGGUCGUUGAAAGCGCAAAUGGCCGUAUUAAACAAUGGCGCUUUUUCGAUAAAGUUGUUCCCAAUGUGCUUCUUUUGCGCAUUGGUGACUUUACUCGAAUAGUGUGUGCAAUAAUGAAUAAGUAUUAUUGUCCCCUAGCAUCGUUCUCGAGAAACACAGAAGAGCUUGCUCGCCAGAUGCUCGAAAGAUCACAGCAAAGCAAUCGUGUAUUGCAGUACUUGCAAAGUAACAAUCUGCUUAACAAGCGUAGUUGCUUUGCAAAAGUAGACGCCUCUUCUCUUUCCUUUCUAAGUGAGUUUCCCAAGUUAACUCCAGACAACUUGCGAGAUAUCACUAUGGGCGUCUACCAGAUAGAGCAAGCACCGAGCUACACUCAAGAGCACCGAACCAGUGAAGGUGAUUAUGAACUCUUCUUCCAUAAAGAGAAUCCAUAUUUGAUUAAAAUUCAGAUGCAGUCACGACACAUAUCGUCACAUCAACACACGCUAUGGAUAGAAUACAACACUGGUUCGGACCAGCCACCUAUUAGUGGCUGGUAUUGUGGAUGCAAGGUGGGUGCCCGCACUGUAGGAUGCUGUGCCCAUGUAGCCAGUGUCUUAUGGUUCCUUGGUAUUGACAGGCACAGUAGCACUCCGGACCUUGGGCCUCAGGUUGCCUCGGAUGCUCUUUUAGAUGCUGCGGAGAUUCCUCUUUCCGAUGAUCAGGAAUCUGAUGACUGUGACUGCAAUACUGAGGAGUGA